UCAUGGCCGCUGCUCUCUGGGAAGCAUCUCACGCCGCCGCCCUGCUGAUGCCGAAGCCGCGUUACGGGGCGGCGGCCGUUCCUCUGCGGUGCCGUUAGCGCCCCGAGUCCCGCUCGCUAUUUCUGGUGAAGAACCGAAAAAAAGGUGCUCUUGCAUCACCACUCCGGCGGCGCUGGGCCGGCUCUCUGCGGCUGGACGGCGUGUCUGUGUCACCCUUCAUCCCUGCCUUCUUCGGCGGCGUUCGGGACGACGGCGGCGGCAGCAGCUCGACGUGACGCCCCGGCGCGGAUGCGGCAGCCCCCCGGCGAGUGCGAGAUGGCGCUCAGCGGCACGCUCCUCCCCUCCAUCGCCACCUUCGCGGCGGGCGCCGCGGGCCGCGAGAAAGCGGUGCGGCCCGCGGGCCCCGGCAACCGAUGGCGGGAGGAGCUGUCACAGCUGAAGCGGCCGCCGCCGGCGCUGGCGACACAGCCCGUGGAGGCGCCGCCGUCGGAGCUGGAGUCCGCACCCGCUCUGGGGCCGCGCCGCGACGCUGAUGAGUUCAACGAGCUGCUGGACUUCGACUUCAUCCUCUCCAAUUCACUCAUGCACCAAGAGCCUGCCGCCGCCGUCGUGGUGGCUCCCGCCGCCUCGGCCCCUGCUGCCAGCCCCUGCCCCUCCGGGCCCUUCGCCUACCCGCUACAGCGGCCCGAACCCACCGGCCUUCUCUACGGUGGCGGCUGCAGCCGCGACGGGACUCCCGCUGCCCCCUUCAACCUGGCCGAUAUCACCGACGUGUCCCCCUCAGGAGGCUUCGUGGCUGAGCUCAUGCGGCCCGACCUGGACCCGGUGUACCUGCCGGCGCCGGCGGCGCUACCGGCCCUGAGUAGCCUGCAGGGCAAGUUUGUGGUGAAGGCCGUGGGCGAGUACAGCCACCCGGGGCUCAGCCCCAAAAGCGGCCCCUCAGCUGCCGCGACACAGCCUAAUACAGAGGGCCCCGGGGCCCCAUACAGCCCCUUGCCGCGGAUGUGUCCCAAAAUCAAGCAGGAGGCCGCCCCGCCAUGCACACUGGCACCACCACCACCACCGCAUGGGAGCGGUCCCCGAGGAGCCCCACAACAUGACUUCUCUCUGGGCCGCCCGCUGUCUGCCCGGACUACACCGUCUCUGGGGCCUGAGGAGAUGCUGAGCAGCAGAGACUGUCUCCCUGCUGCCCCAGGUUUGAGCCACCCACCGCUGCCACUGCCUCCAGGGUACCCUCCAGCACCCGGUUACCCCACUUUCCUGCCUGAGCAGCUGCCACCACCCACACUUCAGUACCAAGAGCUAAUGCCACCGGGAAGUUGCUUGCCUGAGGAGACCAAACCCAAGAGGGGACGGCGCUCAUGGCCUAGGAAAAGGACAGCCACACAUACAUGUGACUACGCAGGCUGUGGCAAAACCUACACCAAGAGCUCUCAUCUCAAGGCACAUCUGAGAACCCACACAGGUGAGAAGCCUUAUCACUGUGACUGGGAAGGCUGUGGAUGGAAGUUUGCCCGAUCAGAUGAACUUACUCGUCACUACAGAAAACACACAGGCCACCGCCCUUUUCAGUGCCAGCGGUGUGACAGAGCAUUUUCCAGGUCGGACCACCUUGCCUUACACAUGAAAAGGCACUUUUAAUUGGAAGCAACAGAUCUUUCCCCAGCUGCCACAGAGAUUCAGUAUUUACAGCACAAGGACUGACUUCUGCAAAAUGGGGAGAGCACAGUUUAAGCACUACAGAUAAUUGAGGUGAAGUCUUCCAAAGAGUGGAAAAGAGGGAUAAUUUCACAGACAUUGCAACUCCUGUGUUUUUUUAUACAUAUACACUUACAAGAUAACCAAAACAUUGGGGUCAAUGACUGGAUCUUCUAUCAUUCCAUUUGUAAAUCCAACUUGAAUUAUUUCCGGACUGCAGAAUGCCAAGGAGUGACUGGAAGUCACACAUAUCAGGGUUAAACAGACUGUGUGUAGUUCGGAGGGUGGGGAUAUUACACAGGGAAAUGAUGUUCCCUUAAUUUUCUUUCAAUGCAAUAUUAGAUGUAAAUGUCAUCUUGUACUUUCCUCUUUUUUUCUUCUAAAAGCCAUUACAAUGUUAAAAGAAGAAGAAAAAUUCAGGUACAGAAUUAUAAUUUUAAAAGCCUAUUUCAUGGUGCUUAGUGACUGUUGGUUCUAGAGGUACCAAAAACAGGAAGCCAAAGUUCUCAAACUGCUGCAUAUCUGACAAGGAAAUUUUUGUCUUCCGAUUGCCAAUUAUGACCUAAAUCAGGUGAAUAAGCCUGGUUUAUUUUUUUUUUAAGAAAAUAACUUUAUGCAGACAGUCUGUAAUGCACUGUGGUUUCAAUGUGCAAUAGUUUGUACAAUGGUUUAUUCCCAAAUAUGCCUUAAGCAGAACAAAUGUUUUCUAUAUAGUUCUUUACUUAAUAAAUAUGUAAUAUAAAUUUAAGCAAACUUUUAUUUUGUAUAUUUGUAAAGUAUAAAGUGAAAAUGAACAUUUUGUUGGAAUUUGUAUUUUGUGUAUUCAAGUGGAAAAUAAGUUUAAAAUAAAC
Messenger RNA from Dryobates pubescens (Downy woodpecker), 2549 nucleotides. It is a transcript of the gene KLF4, whose product is annotated as KLF transcription factor 4. The coding region runs from base 289 to 1641 and encodes 450 amino acids. Gene Ontology annotation, molecular function: RNA polymerase II cis-regulatory region sequence-specific DNA binding; DNA-binding transcription factor activity, RNA polymerase II-specific. NCBI's taxonomy places the organism in Eukaryota, Metazoa, Chordata, Aves, Piciformes, Picidae. The record is from RefSeq and is a predicted model, not a curated record. The transcript is spliced from 5 exons. Gene Ontology annotation, biological process: regulation of transcription by RNA polymerase II.